Messenger RNA from Aphanomyces astaci, 2415 nucleotides. RefSeq lists its product as hypothetical. Gene Ontology annotation, molecular function: calcium ion binding. The transcript is spliced from 9 exons. The record is from RefSeq and is a predicted model, not a curated record. The coding region runs from base 34 to 1422 and encodes 462 amino acids. Lineage: Eukaryota; Oomycota; Saprolegniomycetes; Saprolegniales; Verrucalvaceae.
UGCACCUUCCACGAACUAUUGACUCUUCCGUCCAUGGCGCAUACACAGACUACUCCGAAGGAUGGGAGCAAAGCGCAUACAAAGAACUCGAUGUUUUCCUUGAUCCAUACGAUUGGGCUCAGCGACUCGACGAAUCCUGCGGCGGAGGUCUCGGAAGAAGCAGCAGAUGGCAAUGAAAUGGAAACCAAUAUGAAAGACCCGGCACUGAUGCAGAUCUUGGACAAGUGGUGGGCAAGUUGUCUCGUGCUUCUGGACUCGGAUGGCAACGGAACCCUCGAGAGAAACGAGUACGUCAACUUGUACAAGCGCCUGAUUUACGGCACGUCGUGCAUCUACGGCGAGAAAGCAGUGCUAGAUCAGCACAUUGACGACCUCAUUGAGGAGGAUUGGAAGCGAGACAGCGGGGGCCUUCUUUCAAUGGACAAGACGCGUCUGUGCGUUUCCAUUUACGAGUUGGCCGAGACAUGGGCCAAAGGCGAAGCGGUGCAGACGUUUGUGGACUUUCUCACAGAGUUGCACGAGCAUGUGUUUGUGUCAUACAAAGAAGAGUACCUCUCCCAACGAAAACCAUCCAAGAAGACACCCGUGCUUUCCAAGGCCAAAUCGACGAUCAAACCCAAAACGCCCGAGCCCGUGAAACCAACCCCCGCUACCGCAGUCCGAAAUUCAAAGCCCCGAAAAACCAAGGCCAAGAUACCAUCAAUCACGUCAGUGGAGACCGCAAGUCUUGAAGCCCCCCCGAUUACGCAAUCACCAGCGCUAAUAUCGUCGUUCUCACCUGUGGAGCCACCACCACCCACUAUUGACCAACCGCCUUCUCCAGAGAAAGCACCGCAAGAAGGGGACGACAUGGCUUACUAUUCGUUUGAAGCUCGGUUCCAACUGCAGGAGCGGAUCGAGGCGUGUCAGCGGCAACUCCAGCCCAUCGGCCACAUCGCUGAGAUCGCAUGGCUGAGGUGUACAGUGCGCGAAGAGCAGCUACAUGCCCAAGCUACGAGUCAUCAACAACCACCACUGCCGCAGCACCAUCCAUCCCUCGCGCCGUAUCGAGUCACGGCAGCCGCCAUCACAGCCAUGGGCGAACACGUGUGCAUCAAACUGCAAAAAUGCUUGCUCCAUGCCGAGAAGAGCCGCGUGGACGACUUGAUCCUGCUCGUGGAAGACGUCGAGCGCGAUGUUCAGUCGUUCAUCGACGCCGUCACAGACGUGGCCACGUCCUCAUGCACGUCGUCGCAUGCCACGACCAAGCAGCAACAGACUCGACGACAUCCCACCAAGAACCCGCCCACGCACCCAAACCACCACGACCUGUGCUUUGGCAAUCGCAACGUGAGCUUCGACUUGCCGUCCAUGAAGACGUACGCGCAGCAGGUCGCGCCAUCAUACGCCGCGUACAAACAAGAAAAAAAAAACACCAGAUAAAUAUAUAUUGUUCAUUCGAUACUUCUCAACCGAUCCCGCAGCGCUUGCCACGCUUGGCGCGCCUCGGUCGACAACUCGUACAAAUCGGCGCAACUCUGGGCCACACUCUUGGCCACAAACUGCGACCGGUGCGGUUCCAGCUGCUUCAACUGGCUCGCCACACUGGCCCGCUGCGCCUCCAACCGGGUCGAUUCGUCCCGCAGUCGGUCCCCCAGCGUUUGUUUUGCACUCGCGUCCAGCUCUGGACCCACAGCCGCAUCCUCUUGUAGCUGCGCCACCAGCGCCUCCUUGGCCGCCACGCGCACAAAUGCGGCUUCGAUCGCGCCCAAGUGCAGCACGUGCAUGCGAAGGGUCUCUUGGACGGCGUGCUCGGCCACGUCGGGCAUCCCGCGCAGGGCGGCCCCAAACCGCAUCAUUUCCGCCGCCAUGCCCGACUGCCGGCCGUCCAACUGGGCCAUGUGGUCGAUGCCUUGACCGAGGAUACUCCAGUCGCGGCCCUGCUUUCGCUCCAACUUGAGCACCACGCCGCCCUUGUCUGACGCUGAUUGGUACAGCACGCACCUGUAAACAAUACAUUAUAUAAUUGCAGUCCGAAAAGCAUGAAACCACGUACAAUUGCUGGUAGGAUUUCCGCCGGAGAUGCAUCCACGCUUGCUCGCUGUCGACGGGCGUGUCGUCCACCGUGUGGAGGCCGGCUUUGGUCGCCAGUUUCGAUGUGAGUUUGGACAUGGCGCCCCAUGCCCACUGCGACGACGUGGUCGCCGGUGCCAACCACGACGACGACGACGAAGACAAGGACGAUCUCCUGGAGAGCGACGGCAGCGGAACAGCAACGUCGGCGACGGGUUUUUCCGUCUUGGCUUUGAACUUCUCGAGCUCUUCCGUCGACAAGAGCAGGAACGACCUCGUCGCUUCGCUGCGACUCAAGUCUGGACUGCGCAACACUUCGCGUAGAAACGCCUAUAUAAAAAAUAUCAAACAAUAUAUUGGACA